This is a messenger RNA of Nylanderia fulva, 954 nucleotides long. The record is from RefSeq and is a predicted model, not a curated record. NCBI's taxonomy places the organism in Eukaryota, Metazoa, Arthropoda, Insecta, Hymenoptera, Formicidae.
UCCGAUCUCCAUUAUCCGGAAGCUCAUCCUCCGGUGAACGUGCAGCGAUCGCGCGGAGUUUUGCUCGGGAUUCGUUCGAAAGCGGAAACGAAAUCUUGAAACAGCCGCGAUAUGAUACCGACCAGCACCAUCAGUCGACUGGUCGAAAUCUGCCUCCGUCUUACUGGGAUUUGGCCAAAUUCUUCGAUUUUCUUCAGACUACUCUGGUCGAUUGUGAUGGGAACAGGACUGAUCUUCCAGUAUCGAUAUCUUCUGACGCACUUUAGCGUCGAGGAGCUGCCGAAUUUCAUAGAUGGUUUAAGUACCACCUUACCGUACAGCCUUCUCUUUUUCAAGCUAAUUAUCUUGUGGGUCAAUAACCGAAUAUUUAACACUCUUCUGAAGACGAUGUCCAAUGAUUGGUACGAGUGUUCGAACAAGUACACCAUGAUCGAGAAAGCGAUCCUUGCAUAUCGUUGUUCGAAACUGGUUAUUGGUCUUUAUUCGAUAGCGUCAUUGCUUUACAGCAUCGCGACCAUCGAUUUUCACAAGCCGAUCAAUGACGAUUGCCGCCAAUUGCUUAUAAAGAUGGAAUUCCCUUUCGUUUUUUGCGACUCGCCGAUCUAUGAAAUCGUGGUGUGUGUUCAAUUCAUUCAUCUAAUGGCGGUUGUUAUCGCUAUUAGUAUGCUGGACGCAUUAAUCGUUACUUUGAUGCUGCACAUUGGUGGGCAAAUAGAUAUUAUGCAACAGCAGAUGGAAGAGAUUUGUUCGAAGGAUGACAAACGUGAUUUGUUUACUGUUAUUAUCAGGUCUUUAAUUAAUAAACAUCAUAAAAUUAUUGCUUUUUCGGACAAUAUCGAGAGUCUUUUUUCUCUUAUCGCUCUGAUGCAAUUUGUGUCGAAUACGAUAAUCAUAUGUUGUAUCGGGUUUCUCAUAGCAACUGUGAGUAUUCGACAAACAUAUUCGUUGUAUUAA